AUGGCCUCGAUCACCAUCGUAUUUGACGUUGUCGUCAUGAUGCUCCCUUUCCCGACAUUACUCAAGCUCCAGAUGCCGAACCGCAAGAAAGUCGUCCUCCUAGGUCUUUUCGCGAUGGGAAUCUUCAUCUCCAUCAUCCAAAUCGUCCGCAUCCAGACCAUAAAAUCCCUCUCCAACCUCCUCGACUCAGCGGGUCUCAUCAAAUGGUCAAUGGUCGAGAACAAUCUCGGAAUAAUCGUCGCUUGCAUCCCGACACUCGCCCCUCUUGUUCGCUACUUCAGCGAGCAGUCCCGCGUGGGGAGUCGCAGCCGCAGCAAGUCGCAGAACAAUUCCGGUUACGCGUUACAGUCGACUUACCGCAAGAACCUUUCCCGAAGAAGCGGACUGCAACCUUUGGGUAGUGGGGUUGAUAAGCAGAUUGGUGAUAGUGCAGAGGACAUUUUGGCCAAGGAGGAUGGAAUCAUGCGCAAGACGGAAAUUGUGAUUAGUUCAGCUCAGGGACCGGCGGAUAGGGGAGAACUCACUCCGGGACACUAUCAUGGGAGGUAG
This is a messenger RNA of Fusarium musae, 549 nucleotides long. RefSeq lists its product as uncharacterized. Lineage: Eukaryota; Fungi; Ascomycota; Sordariomycetes; Hypocreales; Nectriaceae. The record is from RefSeq and is a predicted model, not a curated record. The transcript is spliced from 2 exons. The coding region runs from base 1 to 549 and encodes 182 amino acids.